Molecule: messenger RNA, 2286 nt
Organism: Venturia canescens
Lineage: Eukaryota; Metazoa; Arthropoda; Insecta; Hymenoptera; Ichneumonidae
Exons: 2
Coding region: 112-2286 (724 amino acids)
Source: RefSeq, a predicted model, not a curated record
UACGCGUAUUCGUGGCAAAAGAUUAUUACCCAGUGUUUCUCCAAUGUAGGCCCACGUUUGAGCAAUAAAGUUUUUUGAAUUGUGUUUAUUGUAAUGUAAUAUAUCAGCACAAUGUCAAAACGAUAUUAUCGCAUUAAAAAAAAUCGAGCAUUGAAAAACUUCCCUGAUCCUCACGUUUUAGUGCCGGAAAAAAAUAUACAAAUUCCAGAAACAGAAAUAUACGAUGAUCGUAAGCGUGAGAAAAAUGAGAAAAGUUUUUCUAUUAAUACAGAUCGCAAUAGUGACGGUGACUGCAGUGAAAAAAGUUUGGAAAAUCAUCAUGAGGAAAUUGAUAUGAAUAUGAGCCCCGAUUGCAGUGGUCAAAACAGCGGAAACAGUAAUCAAAACAGAGCAUUUGGAGAUCAUUUACGCGACGGCAAUAGUACUAAUAAUGAAAGCAUACAUAGCGAAGAUGAACAAAGUGAGCAACGGUACGACGAAAAUCAAAUUUCGUUCGAAGACAAAUUAAGAAUGUUCGCACUAAAACAUGCGAAAACGUUGAGACACAAUGUUUUAACCGAUUUGUUACGGCUUUUACGAUCUGAAGGAUAUAGUAACCUUCCACAAACGGCAAAAACUUUAUUGGGAAACGUUUCUUGCACCAAUAAAAAGACAAUGAUUAGCCGAAAGGAAACCGAAGGAAGCUUCGUAUAUAUUGGUAUAAAAAAUCAAUUGAAAAAGACAAUCUUACCGGAAAUAUACAAAGAUAGUCAUAUUAAAGUUUUCGUGAACAUUGACGGUGUACAAUGUUAUAACAGCUCCAAUAAACAGUUUUGGCCUAUAAUAUGUAAAGUUUAUCAUGAAAACUUUGAUAUUUUACCGUUUGUUGUGGCGAUUUAUUUAGGAGACUCGAAGCCGAACGAUGUUGAACACUUCAUGACAGAUUUUAUUUCUGAAGCCGAAGACUUGACUCAAAAUGGAGUUGUGCUCAACGAUAAGAAAUAUACAUUCGAAAUUGCAGCAAUGAUUUGUGAUGCUCCAGCACGAGCGUAUAUAAAGUGUUGCAAGAACGCUACCGGAUUUUUCGCAUGUGAAAGAUGUGUUGUAAAAGGAAUCACAAUUGAGAAUAAACGUGUGUACCCUGAAAUUUAUUGUCAGCAGCGCACGAAUGAAUCUUUCCGUAUGCACACAGGCGGCGAUCAUCAUUUGCCAAAUCUCUUGUCGCCACUAUUACGUCUUACAGAUUUCGAUAUUAUUAAAGGAGUGCCAUUGGACUCGAUGCAUUUACUGCUUUUAGGCGUCAUGAAAUUGCUUUUAGAGAAGUGGACACAGGGAAAAAGUCGGCAACGUCUAACACGAGCGCAGUUGAACCUUUUAAAGCAAUUACUGGAUUUAUUGAAAGGUUCAGUACCUGCUGAAUUCCAAAGAAAAAUAUUUGAAAUACGCGAAGUGGCAAAAUGGAAAGCAACGCAAUACAGGACCAUACUGCUGUAUGUUGGUGCAGUGGUUCUUCGUGACGUAUUGCCACAUAAAUAUUAUCAACAUUUUCUGCUGCUGGUAGUGGCAAGUCGUAUUCUUUCCAGUAAAAAACUUGCUGUGCCGUAUGCGGAUUAUGCGAAUAUCUUACUACGAGAAUUUGUAUCCCUAAUGCCAUCAUUAUAUGGACCAGGCUCACAGGUGUUGAAUGUCCAUAAUUUAAUUCAUAUUUCGGACGACGUAAAACACUUCAAAUUGCCACUAACCGAAAUCUCGGCGUUUUGGGCAGAAAAUUUCUUGGGGCAACUUAAAAAAUUGAUACGAACUCCGAAAUAUCCCUUAAUUCAGGUGGUAAAACGACUAACGGAAGUCGAUUGUCUGCCCGGCCAAAAAAUACGUAUUCGAAAAAAAUGUAAUAGCAUGGUUCUCGAAGGGGCCGUUAUUAAAGGAGUUAUGGUGGGAGAAAUGCUUAUUAAAUCAAAACGACCAGAUAAUGUUGUAGAAUUAAAAGACGGAAAAUUAAUGAUAAUCAACAACAUUGUGGAGAAAAAACAGAAUGAUUUAACGAAUGAGCAGAGUAGAAAAUUUGCUGUGGAAGGAUUUCCGGUAAUAAAAACUGGUGAUCUGUUCUCUCGCCCAGAUUCAUCUCAGAAAUUUGGUUUCAAGGAGAUUCUGGAAGUUUCCGACAAAUCAAUCGUCGUGCCUAUAGAAGAAAUCUAUUACUCCCGAUACGAGUACGUGUUGAAGCAUCGGCGCCCAUUUCUUCGCCAACGUAAGCCCUCCGUAGAAAAUCGUCGGCUUUCUUCGUUUCUACCGAUAUGCGCCCAUUAA